Ogataea philodendri is the source of this 1605-nucleotide messenger RNA. RefSeq lists its product as uncharacterized. The record is from RefSeq and is a predicted model, not a curated record. Gene Ontology annotation, cellular component: membrane. Gene Ontology annotation, molecular function: transmembrane transporter activity. Gene Ontology annotation, biological process: transmembrane transport. The transcript has a single exon. NCBI's taxonomy places the organism in Eukaryota, Fungi, Ascomycota, Pichiomycetes, Pichiales, Pichiaceae. Bases 1 to 1605 code for a protein of 534 amino acids.
AUGACGGUUAUCAAAUUCCGAGAUAAGAAAUUUACUGAUGAUUUUCUUUUAUUUAAGUCGACCUCGGGAGAAUCAAUCAUUUGUGGAUUUAGUUCAAUGUCUGAAAAGGAAGCAAAUGAACAUUCUGUCGAGUAUCUAAGUAGUACUGGUGCUCAGGACUGGUCUGACGUUGAUCAGGCCAUGCAACUUGCUAAUGAGUCGAAGAAAGUGGUGAUUGACGAAAAAAGAGAUAGAGCCGUGCUUAGAAAGCUGGACUUUUAUUUGAUGCCUCUUGUCUCUUUUCUUUACGCAUUGUUUUAUAUUGAUAAAGCAUGCAAUGGUUAUGCUGCAGUCAUGGGUAUCCAGACUGACAUGAAUAUGAAGGGAAACCAGUACUCCUGGACGUCCUCCGCAUUUUAUUUGGGCUAUCUUUGUUUCCAGCCAUUUGCUGGUUACACAUUGCAAAGAUUUCCAUUAUCGAGAACAUUCAGCUUGUACAUGCUCUCUUGGGCUGUGAUUAUCUGUUUGCAGGCUUCAAACAGUAGUUACGCCGCGUUCACCUUUCUGAGAACCCUCUUGGGCUGCUCCGAAGCUUCAGCCUCGGUGUUCACUACUCUACUUACAUCUCAAUACUACCGCAAAAAAGAGGCGUUUUUGAGAGUCUCAUUUUGGUUGAGUACCUCGGGAUUUGGAAUUGUAUUUGGAUCGCUGAUGAGUUACGGAAUUGCAAUCAGGGCAGAUCAAUUUACGAUUGAAUCCUGGAAAGUGCUAUUCAUUGUGGUUGGACUCAUUUCUUUGGUUAUUGGGAUAAUCGUGUUUUUCCACAUUCCUAAUACUCCUGCGGAGGCAUGGUUUCUUUCCAAAGAAGAGAAACUCGUUGUUGUUGAAAGAAUCAGAGAGAACUACCAAGGAUUUGGUAAUAAAAAGUUCAAGAAACAACAGUGUAUCGAGGCUCUAUUGGACCCAAAGACGUGGCUCUUCUUCCUUUAUGCUAUCGCUUUCAAUAUUCCUAACGGAGGAAUUGCUUCAUUUGGAUCUAUCUUGCUGCAUAGCGAUCUUGGUUACUCGUCGACCACAGCACUUCUGUACGGUGUUCCUCAGGGAAUUGUCGAGUUUGUUGGACUACCGAUCAUUGCUUACACAAUCCAGAAACUCAACUGGUCUCGGCUGUUGACCACAAGUAUAGUUAUCAUCUGCUGCAUCUCUUUUUCCUGUAUGCUGGCGUUCGGAAAGGAAAAUCAUGUUAAGCUUGCUGGAUACUUGCUUUUGAGUUUCAUGCAAAUUGGUCCAAUUGGAUGCUUCUCUUAUUUUGCAAGCAAUGUUCCAGGCCACACUAAGAAAAUUACGGUCACCGGUAUCUACUUGAUUGGGUACUGUGUUGGAAAUCUAGUGGGUCCCCAGACAUACCGUGCUUCAGAUGCUCCUCACUAUGUCCCUGCAAAGAUAGCCAUCGUGGUUUGUUUGGCGGUGUCGGCAGCAUGUCUUUUGGCUAUUUUCACAAUCUGCAUGAUUGAAAACAAAAAGAGAGACAAAAACCCUAAUGCCAAUCCCGAACUCGCCCCGGAGAACAUUGAGUUUUCUGAUCUGACUGAUAAAGAGAACAUAUUUUUCAGAUACACUUUAUAA